CCCUCUGCUCUGUCCCACGGUCCUCCUCCCUCUGCUGUGUCCCACGGUCCUCCUCCCUCUGCUGUGUCCCCCCUGCUGUGACCCACAGUGCUCCCCCCCCUGCUGUGACCCACAGCGCUCCUCCCUCCUUUUCAGUAAGAUGGACUGAAUAAGAGGAUAUGGAGGUGGCCUGGAGCUCUGCAGAGUAGUGGAACAGAGCAUGUUACCUGAGUCCUGUUGCCUACCAUUUCUGUUUAAAGAGUGGGCUUUGAACACUAGCGGGACGUACGCAGGCAUCAGAUGUUGCCCUUUCUCUUUGCAUCUCCCCCUGUGCUCAUAGAGAGAUGUGGAAGGCUUCCUAUCCUUUCUGUCUGUUCUUACGAAACCUGUCUGACUGCAGGAUGAUGCUGUCUUUAAUUUCCCGUCUUUAUCUGAAUUUCCCAUCACCCAGCUUAUACUGAGGCCAGAGAGGAUUACAGGAAAAAAACCAGUUCCUUUCCCUUUGUGUUUUCACGAUAAACCUUAUCCCAAUACAUGAGGCUGAGCAGUCACAUGGGGUCCAAGGGACAGGGUUAGGUGAAGAGACAAGCGUUGGGGCCUCUGGAGAGAGGUAUUCCUCAUGUCCACUCCGAGGCCUUAAGGACAUCUGUUGGAGCUCUCUUCCAUCGCGAGUUGCCCAGGUAUCCAAGGCAGAUCUGAGAGUAGCCACAGAAGGACCAAAAGCUCUGGCUUGGAUCUAUCAACGCGUCCACACUUAACCUGCUCCCCAGCCAGGGUAUGAACCUCUGCUUACGUUGUCUCUCUCAGAACUGAGUCCCGUGGUGGUCCAGCCCCUGCUGGGAUGCCUCUGGGUGACUUCUUUUCUCUGGGUGAAUUAAGACAAUUCUCUCAAGAAGUGGGGAGCAACCGAGAAUAUUCUCAAGCUGUUGGGCUGCUCUCUCAGAGAAGACAUUGAGUUUUAUGAAUGGCCUUGGCUUUUUUAUACAUUUAUAAAUUGUCACUGAGGUAAAAAAUGCAAAUGGAUAGCUCUCCCCACCUCCUUUAGACCUCAUAUUCCGAAGCCUGUCUUGUCACCUGGGGCAUUAUCUCAGUAUUUUUGGGGAUAAUCUGCAGUAAGGGAACACGGAGGAAUUGACUGCUGUUAGGGUAUAAUGAAGGAAUAAACAAGGCAUUGAUAUAGUGAUGUGGGCAGGCAGAGUUAAUGAAGAGAUCCCUGGGAGUCAGCACAUGAAGCCGGCUGGCUUUAGGACCCUAAGGGAGACAGAGUCCAUGCAGGUCUCUGGGGGACUAUGUCUGUGGCCUAGGAGGCUGAGCAAGAGCCACUGCAGCACCUGGUCCAGAGCCCUGCCUGCCAUUCCUGUCAUCUUGGUGGGUGCUGGGGAGGGUGGAAGGAAGGAAGGAUAGAGGAGACCGAGUGACUGUCAACAGCACAGGAGCGCGUGAGUGCCGUGUAGUCUCAUUAGCACCAGCAUGGCUGUUCCCUGUUUGCUCACCCAUGUGAUCAGUGACCAUGUGGUCAGCGGCCAACUCCAGGAAUUUCCCAGAUUCAGUCAGUUUGAAACGCCGCUCUGCUAUACAGUCGACACCCAGUGUGUGCAUCAUUGUCUCGACUUACAUCCCAGGAAGCUAUCCCCUCUGCCACCAUGAGAAACAUCUUCAAGAGGAACCAGGAGCCAAAUGUGGCUCCGGCCACCACCACUGCCACAAUGCCCCUUGCACCCGUCGCACCUGCCGACAACUCUACAGAGAGCACGGGUCCUGGGGAGAGCCAAGAAGACAUGUUCGCCAAGCUGAAGGAGAAAUUCUUCAAUGAGAUCAACAAGAUCCCCUUGCCCCCCUGGGCUCUGAUCGCCAUGGCUGUGGUUGCUGGCCUCCUGCUGCUCACCUGUUGCUUCUGCAUCUGUAAGAAGUGCUGCUGCAAGAAGAAGAAGAACAAGAAGGAGAAGGGCAAAGGCAUGAAGAACGCCAUGAACAUGAAGGACAUGAAAGGGGGCCAGGAUGACGAUGAUGCAGAGACAGGCCUGACUGAAGGAGAAGGUGAAGGCGAGGAGGAGAAAGAGCCAGAGAACCUGGGCAAAUUGCAGUUUUCUCUGGACUAUGAUUUCCAGGCCAACCAGCUCACCGUGGGUGUCCUGCAGGCUGCGGAACUCCCAGCCCUGGACAUGGGUGGCACAUCAGACCCUUAUGUCAAAGUCUUCCUCCUCCCAGACAAGAAGAAGAAAUAUGAGACUAAGGUGCAUCGGAAGACGCUGAACCCAGCCUUCAAUGAGACAUUCACUUUCAAGGUGCCAUACCAGGAGUUAGGAGGCAAGACCCUGGUGAUGGCAAUCUAUGACUUUGACCGCUUCUCUAAGCAUGACAUCAUCGGGGAGGUGAAGGUACCCAUGAACACAGUGGACCUUGGCCAGCCCAUCGAGGAAUGGAGAGACCUACAAGGCGGAGAGAAGGAAGAGCCAGAGAAGUUGGGUGACAUCUGUACCUCCUUGCGCUACGUGCCCACAGCUGGGAAGCUCACCGUCUGUAUCCUGGAGGCCAAGAACCUGAAGAAGAUGGAUGUAGGGGGCCUUUCAGACCCCUAUGUGAAGAUCCACCUGAUGCAGAACGGUAAGAGACUCAAGAAGAAGAAGACGACAGUGAAGAAGAAGACCCUGAACCCCUACUUCAACGAGUCCUUCAGCUUCGAGAUCCCCUUUGAGCAGAUCCAGAAAGUCCAGGUGGUCGUCACCGUGCUAGACUACGACAAACUGGGCAAGAAUGAAGCCAUCGGAAAGAUCUUUGUAGGCAGCAACGCCACAGGCACCGAGUUGCGGCACUGGUCCGACAUGCUGGCCAACCCUCGGAGGCCCAUUGCCCAGUGGCACUCUCUUAAGCCUGAGGAAGAAGUGGAUGCUCUUCUGGGCAAGAACAAGUAGGCUCCAGCGGCCGGGGCCACGCCCCUAAGGAGCCACGCCCCCGAGGCGCCACGCCCCCUGAGGACACUGACGAGAUCCAGAGCUAUCAAUACCUCAGUUACGCGACCUUAGAGGUUUCUUCAUUUGUUUGCGGUGUGUCCUGUUUUUCCUUCCUUUUUCUCUUUUUAAAGACCAACUUCCUUUUGGUGGCUGUGUGAAGAGAGUCCCCUAAGAGGUGAAAGAAAAGCCUGGCUCUGUUAUUGACCCCGGAGCGGCCCUUGUUGCAUGCCCUUUCACGGUUUCCCCCUUACCCCAAGUGGGGCCCUCUACUGUCAGACAGUUGAAGCACUAACUGCUUUUCCUGGGUUUUGGACCAACAACAUGGCAAGCACAUUCUGUUUCUUGACUGUGAAGGCAACAUAGUGGCCAGCAUUGUGUGUGUGUGUGUGUGUGUGUGUGUGUGUGUGUGUGUGUGUGUACACCUGUAUGUGCCCAUCCAUCCCCAUCUGCCUGUUUUGAACAUCUCUCUUCAUUUUCUGGAAUGAGUCAUGGACAGUGAAGCCAUGUGAGAGGAGAAUGUCUUCAGAGACUCCAAGGGAAAGCAAGCCCACUGCCUAAGCGGUCAGAUGCCAGAAGAGAGCUUGCGGAUGGCCAUUUGGAAGGCGGCGAGAUGUGAUACUGGAUGGGUUCAGAACUGGGACCAAAGCCCUUGAUGCCAUCAUAGACACCCUCUUGUCAGUCAUGGCUUUCCCCCCUGGAGUGGGGUUUUGGGGACAUUCGUGGAAAUCAACUAUUCACCAGAUUUGCCAGACUCUACCAGGGACUGCCAGCCCUGGGAUGUCACUCCUGUUGACAACAUCAAACUUUGAAGAAACAGAAGUCCCAUUACUCAGAAAGCCUAGAAUUAAGCUCCUGGAUCUUUGCCUCGUCCCUCGUCCCUGCAGAGUACAAGCAGCGCGGUCAUUUGCAUUCACGCACCAUCUUGCUUUUGCCUCUGUUUCCCUUUUUGUGUAAGUGGAAAAAUACCAUCUGAAGACAAGUGCUUUGCACAGAGCCAGAGACCUGUUAAGGGGAUGCUUGGGUUUUAGUUCCCUUGAGGUCCAGGUAAGGAGGAGGUGUCAAGAAGGGGAGCUUGGGUGGACAGUGACAAACUGGAGAGUGCAGAGCUCCUCGCAACUCCCAUUCCUGACCCUCUGGACCCUUUGACCCUCAGUGAUGGUAGCUGGAGUGGCCCCGGCCAAACUGUGGAGAGGCCCCACGCUUCCGUUCCUUAGAGACAGUUUUCUUGGAAUGCCAGGAAACACGGGGCAUUCAUUUCAAAUGGGCGGUGGAGAAAAUGUGCUAAGGUUUGCAUCCUGUGUUUAGUUUGUGUUUCCUUCCCUGUCCCCUACUUGUCCCUAGCAUUGAUUAAAAAGCCAUAUAUAUGUUAGUCAGGCUUGCACUAAGUACCCUUCCCAACCUGCAGCCUGGGCAGGGGGCUUAGGCUCCCUGUAGCCAGAGGCUGCUCCUUUCCCUUGGUCUUGGAUUUGUUCUUGAAUCUCUCAGGCCCUUGUUUUCUUAUCACAGAAAAGAUACAGCUUUUCUGAAGCCGGCAGGGGUGGUGGACACGCUCUUCAACAGCAAAUGUGUCAGGACAUCUGCUCUGCCCCACCUGGGCCCUUCCGUUUCUUGUAGGACUCAGAGAUGGAUGGUGUUGUAGAGUUUGAGAACCCAGCAUGGAGAAGCUGCAGUGGCUUCAUUUUAAUUUUAGUGAAAAUGCAUAUGUGGGUUUGCUUUGCUUUUUUGUUUUUGUUUUUUUGUUUUGGUUUAAGUAGGGAGUGAGGUAUCACUUCUACCAGAAACAGAACUGUGAAGUAGGUUUGACCUGCCUCUCUUUUAGAGACCCUUUUUGCUAUUGGCCCUUGGUACCUGGGAAAUUGUGUAUUUCAUACACUAUCUGUAUGUGUGUUUAUGCUAAACACUGAGGAAGGAGGACUCUGGUAGGAUUAUGGGCUGUAGUCCUUGGGACCAGAGUUCUGGUCAUGGUAGAACAUUGUUGGGCAUCGGGUACACUCAGAGUUCAGGUGGUUAGAGAGUGUCAGGGUCCUGGUAUGGACAUCUGAGGUCACCGGAUUCUUUUCUGUGCAAUCUUGGUGCUUUCCCGGUCCCUCCCCACUCUGGCUCUUCUCACCCACAUUCCAUGAAGCCUGUUCACAGACCCUCUCCCCAACAACCUCACCCUUCUUCCUGUGUUCUCCCGACCUUUCUCAAUCACCUUUAAACUCCUGGGUUCUUCCCUACAAACCGCACUCAGCCCUUCCGUAGUCCAUAGUCCUACUGCGCUGCGGAUAGAGGGAAGGGAGGAACGGUGGAUGCCUCUGUGGUUUGACUGUCCCUGGGCUUAGACACAGGCCAGAGCUCAUUCCUUGUGGGCAGUCUGCCAGGGCUUUUGACUGAUCACUAGUUUGGAGCCAGCAUGGAUGCUGGGAGAGGUUCUCCUCAGGCUUAAGGCUGGUCCUGGACGAGCCACCCAAGCAGAUGGCACCUGUCCAGGUCCAGGGGCCAGGCAGGAACAUGUUGAGGCUUAAUUGUUUCUAUACUGGGGGAGGGGGGAGGGCUGAUAUGAUCCAAACCCCAGCACUGCAUUCCAAACCUUCACUGCCACCUGGGGGGCGGGGUAUAAUUUCUGGGGAUGUCAGGAUCCUGGGGUAUCAAGACUAUGCAGAGACAGUCAAUGUUUCUGGCUGGUAAUGGAUUCUGGAUACUUCUGUGGAUGCAAGUUUUUAAUCCCAAAGAGAGGAAAGUAUUUAUUAGAGGGUUUAUUUGUUUUGUUUUUUUGUUUUUUUGUUUUUAAAGAGAGCUUAAGACCAUGAGUACCCACACUCCACUCAGGAUCUGGGGGCUCAUGUCCUCUCUGAAUGAUCCUCCCAGAGUGGAGCAACCUCUGCAGUGCUGGGGCCCUUGUGGGGACUUAGAAACAAAGGCUAAGGCCUGGGGACGAGGGAUCUCCCAGCCCAGCAGGUGCUUGGAACAAGCAAGGGGAGGCCUAGCCAGAGACCUCCGUCUUUCUUCCCAGGAAGCCAACACAUCAUUUUGUUUUUGUAGAAGUGGUUUGUGGUGAUCUUGCUGGCCCACAAUUCAGUGGGGGAAGAGGGGGGCUUUUUACCACAGGCCUCUUCGUAAAGGUAGCUUUUAUAAACAUGUCUCCAUGCUGGACUCAAGGGUGAGCGAUGCUAGAAAAAAAAAAUUCCUCGUUCAUUUAAUGUCAUGUCAGUUCAUGAGAAUCCCAGGUUCUCGAUCCUGUAGGGAGAGUCUGUGUUUGAGGGCAAACAUAGCAGCAGUCUUCCUGAAGGUGGGAAGAGAUGGAACGUCCCCAUCCCCUGCUCACUGGUGCCUGCUCUGUCUCUCUGUCUCCCUCUCACUGCAGGCUGCUUGGGGUCUUUUCCCAGAGCCAGUGGGUAGCAACAGGUGGCCCAUAGCCCCAUAAUGGCUGCCAGAUUUGGCAACUAUAAAUUCAAAAUACUUGGUUAAACUUGAAUUUCAGAUAAGCAAAUAAUUUUGAAGUUUAAGGACGUCCUAUGCAGUAUUUGGGACAUACUGUACUGUAAACAGUGAUUCAUUGUUCAAUGUGAAAUUUAAGUUUAAUUGGCCAAUCCUGUAUCAUGUCUGGCAACGUACCCUCUGGCUCCUUCGUCUCUCUUUUCUUCAGUCCCAGGGGCCAGAGGCUGGUUACCACAGUUUUGAUUUAGCCUGUUUUCUGAACUGCAAUAUUGAGAAGGGGACACUGUGACUUGAAGAUAUAUGAAUAUACUUUAUUUUUGAAGUAACAACAAAACAGGAACCUUCUGAAGCCAUUGAGCCUCAUCGGACCCCCGCCUCAUUUAGUUAUAUAUUAUAAAAGAAGAUGCUAUUCUAUAAACAUACAAGCAGAAUCUUGUUUAAUCAAGAUGCAUGUCUACAAUUCUGUAUAUAGCCGCAUGGCAAAGCUGAGAGCCCCCUUGAUCUCCCAACCUGUUUUACAGAACUGCCUGCUCCUGGAUUUUAUGUUGUGUGAAGUCUUUGUCCUCACCUCCCCUACAGGGAAUGUCCACAGUGGGAGAUAAUGUUCUGGCCCCAGUGCCAGCCCUGCCCAGGGAAGAUGCUGAAGGACCCUGGCCCCGAAGGCAGGCCUGCUGCAUGUCUACAGGGCUAACCCUUGGGGCACAGUGCACUGUCUAGCCUGGCGUCUGGUGUCCUGUUGCUUCUGUGUUCCAUGUGUGUGACGUGAUUCCUUUCUUCCCUCUGUCUUGAAUAAACUGAAAAAGCCAUAAAGGGGCCUCCUACAGGAGGGUGCCCUCGACUCCUUCCAGGAGCCCCUCUGUCCCUCUAACUGGCUCCCCACAGAACACUUGUGAAGGGCUCACCUGUCCGCCACCCUCUCACGCUCCCUUAGCCCUGUGUCAUGAGGACACUUGGUGAUUCAGGGCUUCUGGUGGGGUCUCAGGCUGGCUUUUGUGGCCUGAGUCUGAUGGUGGGUCUUCCAGGCAGGGCAGUAGUUGUGACUCUGUGGCUUGGAUAACCUCUUAAGAGGCCCAGAGGCAACCAGGGUUUUCAGAAGCAGUCAGCAGCCCAGUCUAUAGCCAGGUUCUCAGUGGCAGUCUUGGAUGAGCACAGCCAGCCCUGCCUAUGUUUCCCUGAGCCCACAGAAACAGUGGAGGGGUGGCCCAUGGGGAAAACUUGGAACUGCAGUGGUGAAACUCUCCACCCAUUCUCUCCUUUGUCUGGCAGUGCCACAGAACAGGGUGCCCUGAGAGCAAGGUGGGAGGUGUGGUGGUGAAAAGGGGCCACUCACAACUGAGGAACACUAGGCUCUGCCCCUCACCUCAGCUCCCAGGGCAGCCUGAGCAGUAUGGCAAGUAAUGAGUAUAUGGGUAGACAGGGCUGGGGCAGCUUGGGCACCCACAGAACGCCCCCUCCCCCCCCAAGAAGCCAGUCGUAUGUUACUAAUACAGGGGACCUCAGAAAGAAUUGGGCAAGUGUAUUGGGCAAGGCCAGGGCAACAAGGUGGGGCUGGCUGGAGAUCUCCAGUCUCCACAGAAACUGAAAUUGGGAACUGUAGCAGCAGAACGGAGUCUGGCAAGGUGGCGGGAGCAGUGCGUGGGCCUCAGUUUCACCCCCAGCUUUCCUCAGCAGCCAGGAGUUCAGGGAAAGGACCUGCAAGCCUGACCAUUCUGCCCUAACUCCUGCUCACCUAAGGAUUUGAUUUGCUUUCUGAAAACCUUGGGCCCAGAAACUUUCAAAACUGGGGCAGAAGCUGAGCAAGCUGUGUCCCCCCUGGAAUACACUGGCCCCGCCAGGAGCCCUCCCUGUCUUCCUAAGAAGGACGUGUGUAGCCCUCCCCGUUCCCACUCUGCUUGGCAAUGCUCUCUCCAUUCCCUUAUGUGGACUCUGUUGUUCUUGUCUGAUCUCUUGUCAAAUUGUUAUUUUGUAAUGAGCUGCGUCUCCUUAUUAAAGAAAAGAGCUGAAAGCAA
This is a messenger RNA of Mus musculus (house mouse), 8359 nucleotides long. RefSeq names its product synaptotagmin II (gene Syt2). Lineage: Eukaryota; Metazoa; Chordata; Mammalia; Rodentia; Muridae. Gene Ontology annotation, cellular component: chromaffin granule membrane; cytoplasm; synaptic vesicle membrane. Gene Ontology annotation, biological process: calcium-dependent activation of synaptic vesicle fusion. The record is from RefSeq and is a predicted model, not a curated record. Gene Ontology annotation, molecular function: calcium-dependent phospholipid binding. Bases 1623 to 2891 code for a protein of 422 amino acids. The transcript has 9 exons.